AUGUCGUUGGUCAUCCUCACUUUGGGUUCCCUUUUGAUCACCAACCUUCACUUAUUGACCGUUUAUCGGUCGUCGUUCAUUCAGGACUCGCUCUCGAGGUGGAUGGUCGUUACGUUCGUAUUGCCCUUGGGCCUUAUUAUCCCCAUUUUGGUCAAGAAGCACAUUAUGAACCCUGGCUUUGGAUCGAUUUGCUUCGUUGGUCCGGACAUGGCCGGCCCCUACUUCUUCCUCCCGGUCUCUAUCAUUGUUUGCCUAGCUACGUUGCUGCACUUGGGAACCAUCGCCUUCAUGAUCAAGGCGACUAUUGUGGCAAACUCAUCGAGCUCGAUCGGCAAGUCAAACUCCGAAAUCUCAAACGGAAGCGAUAACAGCACCAUGAUGACCCCACGACAACGCCGCCUCCACACCGCACGCGGCAUUACCCUUCAAAUCAAGCAGCAAUGGCGCCCCGGUGUCCUCGCUCUCUGGCUCGUACUCAUCGAUGUUGUAUACAGUCUCUUCUAUUACAUCGAAGCCAAGAAGCUACUCACUGUCACUCCCACCUCUGCCUGGUUCCAGCAGUGGGUUGCUUGUCUGGUCGACCAGAUGAUUGAAUCUGCUAUAGCAGGACGUCUGUCCUUGACCAACCCCACCAUGGACCAGUUCUUGGUCGCUGGCGAGUUUGCUCAGAGGACUUGUGCCCCAAUUGCUACACCCUUUGUGCCCAGCUUUGUUUGGGCCACCGUCACGGAUUUUUUGCCUGCGAUGCUUGGUAUCGUCAUUCUGGUCAUCUUUGGAUCCAAGCUUGAGCUGUGGGAAGAUCUGAGAGAGAGGCUUUUUAGCAAGCGGAACCCUGAUAAUGUCAAGAUCAUGAUGGGCGAUAUGCCGCAGAACAACCACAACAAAGUAUACAGCAAUUCAUCGUCGCCUGGUUCUCCCAACAAGGUUGACCUCGCCCACGUCGAUAACCCCUACGGUAGCCAGACAAACUUGACCCCGAUCCCUAGAGUUUCCUUUCAAAAGACAAGCAGCAACACCAAUGGCGGCUCGAUCUCCAAGAACCAGUCUCCAUCCACACUUGAGCCAUGGAACUCUUCAGCUUGGACCACCCUCAUAACAGACGACAACUCCCUCCAACCACCCCAUCGCACCAUUUCACCUCCACCCAUGACCAACAACACCCAGUUCUACAACAGUGAAGACCUAAAUGCCGUCCCCUAUUCCAGUCUCAAAUCCCCAACACUCAGCAACGCCACUGCCACUGGUAAUCGAGGAUCCGCAACCUCUUCAAAGCCAGUCAACAACAGUCGUAGUAGAGAAGAAUUCAAUUUUGAUCAACAACUUCUGUCCCGCUCCCUCUCACCGCCAUUGCGACCCAACAAGAACAUGUCUCGUUAG
This is a messenger RNA of Linnemannia hyalina, 1377 nucleotides long. The record is from the annotation of a GenBank genome assembly. NCBI's taxonomy places the organism in Eukaryota, Fungi, Mortierellomycota, Mortierellomycetes, Mortierellales, Mortierellaceae.